GUUUAGGCGUUUUGUGGCUUUGGUUUAUAUUUCCUUUCCCAUAUUUCUUGUUUUGUGUUUUGUGAUAUUUCUAUUUCUUGUUUGCAAAUUGUUUCUGAUUUCUUAAUCAGGUUUGUUGAUUGUAAGCAGAUUUUUCUGUUUUGGAACAACAAAUUUGGUGAUAACUAUGGAAAGUGAAGCACAUGCCAGCGAGCCAUUGGAAAUUGAAUAUGCAGAGGUUAAACAGGAACCAACAGAGGUGGUUGGUGAAUCAUUUGGAGUUGAGCAGCCUACCUGGGAAUGGGAAAUGGAGGAUUAUGAAAAUAAAGAUGGAAUAGAUUUGCUCAGAAUAAAAGAUGAACAAUCUGAUGCUGAGCCUAUGGAACACUUAAAUCUCAGUGGGGAAGUUUUUGAUAUACAAGAAACAAAAAUAAAAUUGGAAAAUGACGUUGACAUCAAAUCUGAAGUGAUUCAGAUCCCUGAUAACUAUAUUGUUAAAGAUGAGAAUGAUUCAGGUGCUGAAAUAGUUUUGGAUAGAAUAAAAAAUGAACAGUCUGAUGUUAUGUCUACAGUUACCUGUGAUCUCAACGGUGAAGCUUUCAAUAUGAAGGAAGGAAGUAUGAAGCUAGAAAAUGAUCUGGACGUCAAAUCUGAAGAAACUCAAAUCAGCCAUGAAUACAUCAUUAAAGAUGAGAACGAGUCAGGUGCAGAAACAGCUUCGGAUAGGGCUCUGAAGCGGAAAUCUUCGAGAAAGCAGCAUGCUGUAAUGUGUAAAGAAACCAGCUCUAAGCUGUACGUGUGUAUUCACUGUAAAGCGGAAUUCAAAUAUAGGCCAAGUUUAGACGAUCAUAUAAUUAAGAAACAUCCUGAGUUCUCAGCAUCAGUUACAAGUAAUGUGCAUGAAUGUCCUGAUUGCGGAUAUAAAACCACCUUUAAACAUCAUUUUGCUAGACAUAUGUUCAAUCAUCCUGGGGCCGAAAGUAGCCUCAAGCCGAGCGUGUGUAUUCACUGCAAUGCGGAGUUCAAAUAUAGAAAAAGCUUGGAUGAGCAUAUUACCAAGAAACACCCAGGUUUUAUAGCAUCAGUUUCUCGUCAAAUACUUGAAUGUGCUUAUUGUACGUAUAAGACAACAAUUAAAGAUUUUCUAUCAAGGCAUAUGUUGAAACAUUCUGAGGCAGAAAGUGACUUUAAUCUAAGCGUGUGUAUUCACUGUAAUGCGACAUUCAAAGAUAAGAUAACUUUAGAUGAUCACAUAAUUAAGAAACAUCCCGAUUUCAUAGCAUCUGUUACACGUAAGAUACACGAAUGUACUCUAUGUACAUUUAAAACCACUGUUAAACAUCUUCUUGCUAGGCAUAUGUCGAAACAUCCUGAAGCUGAAAGUAGCUCUGAACUGAUCGUGUGCAUUCACUGUAAUGCCGAAUUCAAAUAUGGGGAAAGUUUGGAUGAUCAUAUCGUCAAGAAACAUCCUAAUUUUACAGCAUUAAUAUCUCGCGAAAUACUUGAAUGUACUCACUGUACGUACAAAACUACCAUUAAACGUUAUUUGGCAUGGCAUUUAUUGAAACGUCAUGGUGUAGAAGGUAACUCUAAGCUGAGCGCUUGUAUUCACUGCAAUACCACGUUCAGGGAUAACACAAAUUUAGAUGAUCAUAUAGUUAAGAAACAUCCUGAGUUCUCAGCAUCAGUUACACGACAGAUAUAUGAAUGUAAUCAUUGCACAUAUAAAACCACUAUUAAAUGCCAUCUUACUAAACAUACGCUGAAACAUACUGGGACACAAAAUAGCGCUGAGCUGAACGUAUGUACUCAGUGUAAUGCGGUAUUCAACAAUCGGAUAGAUUUGGAUGAUCAUUUAAGAUUCCACAGCAUUGAUUUCUCAUAUAAUACAUAAAUGUAUAUAUUUCACACAGUUUUA
Messenger RNA from Acanthoscelides obtectus, 1897 nucleotides. NCBI's taxonomy places the organism in Eukaryota, Metazoa, Arthropoda, Insecta, Coleoptera, Chrysomelidae. The record is from the annotation of a GenBank genome assembly.